AGCAAAUGUCGGAGCGGGCGCGGGCCACUGGGGGAAGUUGUGCAGGGUCAAUAACACGCACAAAGAUCCACGCACACACAGGCAGGGGAUCCGCAAAUCACGCACACGAGCUCGCUCGGGCAACAAGUCGUGUGCGCAACUUCCAAACAUUCUGCUUUGGUUGUUUGGCAACUUUUGGGGGAGUUGGUCGCUGCAAAGAUGACCACAGCUGUGGUGUCGCCUUUCUUCGACUUCGAAGCAAUCAAUAAGAACAACAAGUUGCUGGGCUACAACGGCAACCUGGCUGCCGCUCACGCCAGCGUCUCCGGCGCCCUGCUGGACAGGAAGGCGGUGGGCUCCCCGGGGGUGUACCAGCGGCGGCACUCUGUCAGCAGCGGCAGCGCAAAGUUCAACCAGAACCAGUUCCUCAACAGCCUGAAGGCGGCCGAGCACUCGCCGCUCAUCACGGGGCUCGGCGGCAACAACAAGGAAAACCACCUGCGGCUGCGCGACCGCUCUUUCUCUGAGACGGGCGAGCGGCUCCUGCACAAGUGCCUGGGCCCAGCCAGCCCCACGGGCGGUCAGGUGAACUCCAGCCGCUACAAGACGGAGCUGUGUCGCCCCUUCGAGGAGAACGGCGCCUGCAAGUACGGCGACAAGUGCCAGUUUGCGCACGGCAUCCACGAACUGCGCAGCCUGAGCCGCCACCCCAAGUACAAGACAGAGCUGUGCCGCACCUUCCACACCAUUGGAUUCUGCCCCUACGGGCCCCGCUGCCAUUUCAUCCACAAUGCCGACGAGCGCCGCGGACCCCCGCUCAAGUCCAACAACGGUUCAUCUCCGUCCCCCUGCUCUUCCUCCUCCUCCUCGGGCGAGAUGGAGCGGCCCCGGCUGCAGCACAGCUACAGCUUUGCCGGCUUCCCCAGUUCGGCGGGGCUCCGCGACAGCCCCACGUCCGUCACCCCGCCGCCCAUGUUCUUCCCCGACGAGGUGCCCGACUGGCCAAGCAGCAACCCUUUCACCUACUCCAGCCAGGAGCUGGCCAACCUGUUUGGGCCCAGUCUGGGCGGCAUCACCCUGGGCCCCGAGCCCGGCAACGGCGCGCCUCCUUCCCCCACCAACGGGCCUUACUACUUCCGACCAAUGCUGGAGUCGCCCCAGAUGUUCGAGUCCCCGGCCAGCCCGCAGGACUCCCUCUCGGACCAGGAGGGCUACCAGAGCAGCUCCGGGAGCAGCCUGAGUGGCUCCGAGUCACCCACGCUCGACACCACCCGCCGACUCCCCAUCUUCAGCCGCCUCUCCAUCUCAGAUGAUUAGACGGCACGCCUUAUCAUGCCCCUUUGGGGUUUUUUUGACACGGGGAGAAUGGGGCCUCAGGCGGCGUCACUUCCUUGUCACCGCCACAAGGACGUAGGGCAGGAUUCCCCCCCAACGUUUGCCGCCUUACACACCGGCCAUCCAGGCCUUCUUUUUUCCGCCUUUUUACCGGCUUGCUGCCCUGUGUGUAAGGUAUGCGGGCUGGGGGGUUUGAUGUUGUCCCAGGAAUUUGGGAAAUCACAGGCGGAACGCCGCCGGCCACGACAGAGGGUGUGAAGUUUAACACUCGAGACUCACUGCCAAAAACCUUUUGAUCAUUUUACUCUGACAAUCUGCGACCCGGAAGAUCUGGGCCCCGCGGGUCUCAGUUUGGGAAACCUAAAAAAAAGUGACUGGCAAACCAUUUUGGGCCCCGAUGCCUCAGUUUGGGAAACCUCAAAACAUACCAAUCAACCACGUUUGGACCCCUGAACCCCAACAAAGGUCAUCCGCCAACAAUUUUGGGCCCCAGAGACUCAACGAUUUUGAACCCCCUGAACCUCAGUUUAGGCAGACUUAUGAACCAUUUUCAGCCCCUGUGCUUCAGUUUGGAAAAUACAUAAAAAUGAGAAACGACCGAUUUUCAAACCAUAUGCCUCAGUUUGUAAAACCCGGUAACCAGCGAACUAUUUCUGGACAACUGUGCUUAAGUCUGUGUAACAGGAUGACCCAAAAAAGUAAUUUCUUCAACACACGAGCCUCAUUUAGGAAAAUAUGUUACCCACAAACCAGCUCCACAGUUUGUGAAACCGUGUCACCCAGAAAACGUAUUUGCGAACCUAUUUUGGGCCCCCAUGUGCCUCAGUUUGUGAAACUUGGUAACACACAAACAAUUUUUGGUACCCUGAGCCUCCACCAGGCAAAACCCAGGAUCCAAAGAAAGUGACCCAAGAGCCAUUUUGGGCCUUCAAGCCUAAAUUCGGGACACAAGUCAUCCGAAAAUUACUCGAAUAAUUUUCAGCCCCAUGCCGACGUUUAGAAAACCUGGCGACCCAGAAAAAGUCACGCGCGAACCAUUUUGAGUCCCCUGUACCUCAGUUUGGGACCGCCCGCAAGUUUAGGAACCGUCAGCAAAUCAUUUCAUCCCUGUUAAUCUGCACACAGCCAGUUUAUUUUGUUUUAGGGGAGUAAAGUGAAAAAGAAAAGUGCCCUGCCAUGUGUCAUAGUGCCAAAAAAAAAAAAAAAAAACAUCAGAAAGGAAUUCAACUGAAAAUCACGAGAAUUGACUCUUAUAAUUUUUUGUUAUUUUUCCGCCAAGUUUUUUUUCUCUCUCUCUUCUCGAAUGUGUAGCAGCACAAGUGGCCUUGGAAAAGAAACCGGGGGACUGUAUUGCACUAGCCGCCCCGCCUCAUUGCCCCCAUCCCCCACUACCCAAGAACCAGAACAAACAAAAAACAGAAAAGAUAUGAAUAGUUGCAACAAUAAAUAAAUGCAAAGGAAAAAGUGCCUAGGGGAUGGGGUUUGUGUGUUUUGCCUGGGGGUGAAUGGACUACUGUGCUUAUGUAAUUGUGAUGUAGGGUGAGUCUGCAGGAAGGACUUUUGAACUGGAAGUUGGUCGCCACCCACCCGCAACACCCCCCCUCCUCCCUUCACCCCCACCUUUUUUUCUCAUCCUGUUGCUGGUCACUGGCUUCUUAUUUUAUUUUUCUUUAUCUUUAUUAAGAUGAUCAUCAUUGGCCACCUCACUUGACAAGAUUUCCAAGCUCUCUUUUCUUCCUUUUUUUUAUUAAUGUUAUUAUGAUUAUUAUUAUUAAUAUUAUUUGAGAACUUUCCAGACAGGUUUUUUUUUUUUUUUUUUUUGCUUGUCACUGCUUAUUUAACUUAUCAGAACAUAUUUAUUGGUGAUCAUAUGCGUUUUUUUCCUCUCGUUUUUUUUUUGUUGUUGUUUAAUUUUUGUAUUUAUCUGGAUAAUGAACAAUAGAAUAUAUUUUCUUUUAUGUUAAAUUAUGAUCUUCCAUAUUAAUCUAAAGAUUGUGAAGACAUUUUGUCGGUUUUCUUUUUGUUUUUCUUUUGUUUUCUCCACAGUUUAAUAUAUUGUUCUUCUGCAACUACACUUUUUUGUCAAAAUUAAUUUAAACUGGGACAAGAAAAAAAAUGCCGUUUUUGAUUAUUUAUUUCAUAUCUUCCCUUGUAACUGCAAUUCCACCGGAAUUGUUUUUUUUUUCUCGUUUAGCUGUUUCCUCCACACACACACACACACACACUUUUCGAGUGCUUUCGAGAAGUAACUCGGGUGCUUUUAAGAUGUUUUUCUUUUCUUUUUUUUGUUUUUUGGGGUAACGUUCCUCCUAUUUCCACCCAGUCUGCUGUGACCAAAUAGCUUGAGGAAAAGUGAGUUCAAGUGCCUCGUUUGCGUACAUUCCAGGUAGCUAAGGAUGACGGAGGACCUGUUUUUUGUUGUUGUUUUUUUCCCCCCUGUGUUGCCUUCAUACGUUUUACAGAAAACAAGUUGUUUUUUUUUUUUUUUUUUGGGACACAAAGAAAGUAAAAAGACAAAAACUGUUGAAUGUAUAUUUCCAGCCAUGUUUGUCACUACAGUCCUGUGCUGUCACCUCUUUCUUUUUUUGUAAAGUAUUGAUUGCAGUUCAAAGUCAAUAAACCCCUUAUUUUUCCGGAAAAA
Phyllopteryx taeniolatus (common seadragon) is the source of this 3955-nucleotide messenger RNA. It is a transcript of the gene zfp36l1a, whose product is annotated as zinc finger protein 36, C3H type-like 1a. The record is from RefSeq and is a predicted model, not a curated record. The transcript has 2 exons. Gene Ontology annotation, molecular function: metal ion binding; mRNA binding. The coding region runs from base 199 to 1296 and encodes 365 amino acids. NCBI's taxonomy places the organism in Eukaryota, Metazoa, Chordata, Actinopteri, Syngnathiformes, Syngnathidae.